Molecule: messenger RNA, 576 nt
Organism: Arctia plantaginis
Lineage: Eukaryota; Metazoa; Arthropoda; Insecta; Lepidoptera; Erebidae
Source: the annotation of a GenBank genome assembly
AUGGCAAAAAAAAUUGAAAUGGUUUUAAGUUCCAAAAAACAGGUUAUCAUUAGUAUUCCUGUUAGCAGUUCUAAUUACAAAUCUGAACUUAAAAUAUUUUAUUAUGAAGGGGCUAAAAACAACUUUCCAGAUGCUAAUGCUAAAAAUACAGCAAAAGCAAUAAGAGAUCUUCUUAUUGGAUUGGGAAGGGAUGAUUUACUUUUAGUGCUAUUAUCAGAAGAAAAGUCAAAUAUUAAAGACUUGACACAAAACUUAGAAACUUUCUGUAUACCAAGAAUUGACGUUAGUAUACUAAAAAAUAUCAAGUCUAUUGAAAAAAAGGAUUUAUGCUUGAUCCUUGGAGGUGAAAUCACAGUUGAAGUAAAGGGUGCAGGGAAAGGUGGCACAAAUCAAGAGCUAGCUUUAAAAUUUUCAAACUUUGUUGGCCAAGCAAACAAUAAUUUCGCAAAGUUUGACAUUCACUUUUUAAGUGCAGGUACUGAUGGCACAGAUGGGCCACCAGAUUUAGAGGGCUAUAGGAUAUCAAAAUCUUGUGACAGAGGCGAAACAAAGACAAAGAAGAAAAGUCCGACAUAA